Colletotrichum abscissum is the source of this 2133-nucleotide messenger RNA. RefSeq names its product extracellular alkaline serine protease. Gene Ontology annotation, molecular function: serine-type endopeptidase activity. NCBI's taxonomy places the organism in Eukaryota, Fungi, Ascomycota, Sordariomycetes, Glomerellales, Glomerellaceae. Bases 1 to 2133 code for a protein of 710 amino acids. The transcript has 5 exons. The record is from RefSeq and is a predicted model, not a curated record. Gene Ontology annotation, biological process: proteolysis.
AUGGUCUCAACACCGGAAUACGACGCGAACCAACUAGCAAAUCACGGCCUGCGAAAUGUCUCCGAUACAGUUUCAGAGCUCAUAAAAGAUGGCGCGGCUCCGAAAGCAUUCCUGAGCAAUUUGAGUGCUGAGCUCGUCUCCGUGGCUGAGUGGCUCAAGGAGACGAGAGGACUCGAGGAGCCAAAGAACGUCGACCGGGUUCUGAAACUUUUAGCGGUCCUGGAGAAGCUGGGCAGAUACCCUAAGAGUUUCCGGGUUUCCGUCGAAACAGGCGAUCUCAGCCAAUAUAAGAUCCUGCAAGACUGGGAUGCAGCAAGACGUCACUUCCGCGAGACUAUGUGCAACUUAGCCGCGUACAAGAACCUUCGAAAACAAAACAAGUUCCUUUCAAGUUUGGCCCGAAUCCAUAAAUCAAAACAACCACGUCGGGUGACCGAGUUUCCCGAAGUCAAACCUGUCGGGAAGGAAUCGAAGGACAACGCAGCGGGCUAUAUUACGGCAAAUCUUCAGCUUCGGCGUGGAGCUAAACUUGCGGAUGAUCCAUCUUCUACACCCAAGGUGCAAAAUGCCCCAGCGGUUUCUAAGCAAACCUUCUGUCAACUCAUAACAUGCAGAAACCAAUGCCAGUUGAGGUUUGAAGCACUAGGCGAUGGACGUGUGUUCAUGCAGCCUAUGCAGCAGUUCUCUAAUGGGUUCCUUCUCCACGAGUCCAGCAUCUCUCUCCACGACCUGGUGGCCUGUCAUGGGGCAAAGCUGAAUCUAUCACGUAGAGUUCUGCUAUCUUACGUGCUAGCACAGUCUUUCUGGCAACUAUAUGGGUCCGACUGGAUGCGUAACCCAUGGACCAAGAGCGAUGUCCAUUUCAUGUUCGAAGAGCGGGCGGCAAAACUCGCUGGCAUCUACGUCAAUGAGCCUUUCCUCUCAACACAGUUCAACGGCCGCACGAUGCCCAAGAACCCCGCGAUGGCGCAUCGUUUCCCCAAGAUUCUUGCUCUAGGCCUUAUGCUUCUCGAAAUAGGGCUCGGUGUUGGUAUAGAGACCCUCAGACUACCCAGUGAUAAGCAAAUUGACGACAGACCACACGCGAAUACGGAUCUUAUUGUUGGAACAAGAGUACUUGCAGAGAAGAGAGCGGAGAACGAGUUCUUUCCUCCCUUUGCAGACGUAGUAGAGCGUUGUCUUGACAUACACAGUUUUCGGGAAUAUGAAGAUGAUGACGAGGGCCUCCGCCACGCAAUAGAGGAGCGCAUCGUCAACGUUCUCCAUUCUUGUUACAAUGACUGUUGGCUCAAAGAUCCCGACUUUGUUGACAUAAAUCCAGUCAUUCUGAAUCCUCCUACGUCAAGUCGAACACUGAUGUCUCUUGGCAGAGCAUCUGAUGACCGGCAUGGCGCAAGGCUCAUUGUUUCGAGUAGUCAGGCCAAUUGGGAUUCACCGCAAGAUUAUCCCAACAUACCUCAUCUCAGCCCAACUUUCGAAUGCUCGUGGCUGACGAAGAAGGCGAUUGAUCAUGCUCGAACUAUCUGGAAGGCCGACAUCAUCGUUAUGCCUUCGGGUUUCGACGCGGCAAAUACAGAUCUGGAGCUUGCCAUCAAUGAUGCUCGCAAUGCAAAAGUUCUCAUCUUUGCAGCAGCAUCCAACUUUGGCAACAUCAGAGAUAUUGCCUUUCCAGCCCGUCUUUACACCAGUCUGAAACUAUUCUGUAUGUUUUCUACGACAGCUGGUAUCCGAGCAAAUUGCGACUUCAACCCUUCGCCAUCGCCGCACGCAAAACACAACUUUGCAGUACUCGGCGAAGAUGUCGAGCUACCAAUACCUGCUUUAUCUAAUGAACCUUUCAAGCUCAGUGGAACAUCUUUUUCUGCCAUGAUUGCGGCAGCAAUCGCAGGGCAGAUCCUCGAGUUUGUUCGCCACGAACAUGCUAGUGGACUGAUUUCCUGCGCUGACAAGAUCCGCACAGUAGAGGGUAUGUCUGCAGUCUUCUCGGCCAUGGCGCAAGAUAAGGACAAUGGCUAUCACUGCAUAGCACCAUGGAAAAUUCUUUCUCAGAGAUUGCGUCAUGAGACAGUCGAUAAAGUUGAAGCACGGGAAGACCUUCGCAUCACAAUCAUCCGAGCAUUGGAAUCUUGUUAG